UCGGGAUAACAGGCAGGGCAGGACAGGACCGAGAACACAAAGGGGAACACCGUAGACACGAAGCAUCUGCAGCCUGCAACCCUCUGCACCAUCAUGGAGCUCUAUCUGGACCUGGUUUCUCCACCGUGCCGUGCUGUCUACCUGUUCGCAGAAGCUCUCAAAAUCCCUUUUGAGUUCAAGCUGGUCGACCUCUCAGCAGGACAGCAGUACACUGAGGAGUUUGGAAGACUCAGCAUCGUGAAGAAGGUUCCUGUUCUGAAGGACGGCAGCUUCGUUCUGACAGAAAGCACUGCAAUCCUGGAGUACCUGGUGCAGAAAUGUUCUGUGGCGGACCACUGGUUUCCAGCUGACCUGCAGCAGCGAGCUCGUGUUAAUGAAUACUUGUCCUGGCAGCACCUAAACCUCCGAUCUCACUGCUCAAAGGUCUUCCUGCUCAGGACUGUGUAUCCAUUCGUUAUGGGCUCCGAGGUCCCGAAGGAGAAGAUGGACACUGCUGUGGAGGACAUGAAGCUGUCCCUCAACAUGCUGGAGGAAAAAUUCCUGCACAACAAGCCGUUCAUCCUUGGGAAUAAGAUCUCUCUGGCUGACCUGGUGGCCAUGGUGGAGAUCAUGCAGCCUCUGGCGGUGGGCGUGGACGGGCUGGAGGGCCGGCCGAAGCUGACGGCCUGGAGGGACCGAGUGAAGAAGGAGCUUGGAGAAAAGCUGUUCGACCAGGCUCACGAGGCGGUCCUGAACUCCAGCGGCUUGCAGCAGAAGAUGCAGAACAACAGCGAGAUCCAGAAGCUCAAACCCAUGUUACUCAAGUAUUUCCGCUGAGGACCAGAAAUAAAGAUUUGAUCUCAUGUUUGGUUGUUUCAGCAGAACUCCGCUGCAGGGCUGAGAAAGAACUGAACCAUCAUUCGGGUAUUAAAGGUAUUAAAAACUGGAUCUGUGUAUUGUGUUCAAUAAAAACAUGAGCAAAAUAAA
Molecule: messenger RNA, 966 nt
Organism: Girardinichthys multiradiatus
Lineage: Eukaryota; Metazoa; Chordata; Actinopteri; Cyprinodontiformes; Goodeidae
Product: glutathione S-transferase theta-3-like
Exons: 5
Coding region: 94-816 (240 amino acids)
Biological process (GO): glutathione metabolic process
Cellular component (GO): cytoplasm
Molecular function (GO): glutathione transferase activity
Source: RefSeq, a predicted model, not a curated record